AUGGAGAAAGACAUCAUUGAACCGAAGGCGGAGGCGACAUCGUCGUCCGAUUCGCCUCCCAUCUACGGUGAAACCGAAACAACCAAGGGAAGUCUUGGUCGGCGGAUAUGGGACAGCUUCAAGAGAGAUCCUAACGCCCAUGUUGUCCCCACUACUGGUUCGGAUGGCAAGACCUUCGAUAUCGAACAGGCGGCGAAGAACACUGCCGCCUCGCCUCUGCAGCGCAGGCUGAAGAAUCGACAUCUGCAGAUGAUUGCCAUUGGUGGCUCUAUUGGUACUGGUCUCUUCGUGGGUUCUGGUAAGGUUCUGGCCGCUGGUGGUCCAGCCUCCGUUCUGAUCGCAUACGCUUUGAUUGGUUGCAUGCUUUACUGCACGGUGCAUGCGCUUGGUGAGAUGGCUGUGCUAUUCCCUGUCGCCGGUUCCUUCGCACACUAUUCGACUCGAUUUGUUGAUCCUGCCUGGGGUUUUGCUAUGGGCUGGAACUAUGCUCUACAAUGGCUGAUCGUCCUUCCUCUGGAGAUUGUCGCCGCGUCUAUCACGGUUGAUUAUUGGGAUUCAAAUAUCUCCAAUGCUGUCUGGGUCGCCAUCUUCUGGGUCGUCAUUGUGGCGAUCAACCUCUUCGGCGUCCGGGGUUAUGGUGAAGCUGAAUUCGUCUUUUCAAUCAUCAAGGUCGUUGCCGUGAUUGGUUUUAUCAUUCUCGGCAUUGUCUUGAACUGCGGUGGUGGUCCGAAGGGUGGAUACAUCGGCGGCAAGUACUGGCAUGAUCCCGGUGCUUUCAACAAUGGAUUCAAGGGUCUUUGCAGUGUCUUCGUCAAUGCUGCCUUCGCGUUCGCCGGUACCGAGCUGGUCGGCCUUGCCGCUGCUGAAACUGCCAACCCCCGCAAGUCUCUUCCCACCGCUGUCAAGCAGGUGUUCUGGCGUAUCUGCUUGUUUUACAUUGUUGCCCUCGCUCUGGUUGGCCUGCUCGUGCCAUACGACGAGCCAAGACUUCUUAACGGCUCGUCUAGCUCGGACGCCAAGGCCUCGCCUUUCGUGAUUUCAAUCAAGAACGCUGGAAUCUCCGGUCUCGACUCUGUCAUGAACGUUGUGAUCAUGAUUGCUGUCUUGUCGGUCGGCAACGCUUCCGUCUAUGGUUCCUCUCGUACUCUGGCGGCGAUGGCUGACCAGAGACAAGCCCCUCAAUUCCUUUCUUACAUUGACCGCCAGGGACGUCCUCUUUGGGCCAUCCUAAUCGCGUCAGCCUUCGGUUUGCUGGGAUUCCUGGCCGCAUCCGACAAGCAGGGUGAUGCGUUCACCUGGAUGAUGGCCAUCUCCGGUCUGUCGUCCGUUCUGACCUGGGGCUCAGUUUGCUUAGCCCACAUCCGCUUCCGCAAAGCCUGGAAGGUCCAGGGCCACAGCUUGAAUGAACUCGCCUUUGUUUCUCAGGCCGGUCUUAUCGGUUCUUGGAUUGGCUUCCUCUUUAACUGCCUUGUGUUGGUCGCCCAGUUCUGGAUCGGCUUUGCGCCUAUCGGAUAUGGCGAAAUGAGCUCCGGAGAUCUGGUGGAGAGUUGGUUCUCCGUCUACCUAGCUGCCCCUGUCGUGCUUCUUUUCUACAUCCCAUACAAGAUCUACUACAGAACCCCCUUCCUGCGGGCUAAGGACAUGGACUUGCACACUGGUCGUCGGGAGCUGGACAUCCAACAUCUGAUUGAGGAGGAGCGCGCCGAGCAGGCAGCGUGGCCUCUCUGGAAGAAGGUCUACAAGGUCUUCUGUUAG
Messenger RNA from Aspergillus clavatus NRRL 1, 1755 nucleotides. RefSeq names its product amino acid permease GAP1. Gene Ontology annotation, biological process: amino acid transmembrane transport. The transcript has 3 exons. Bases 1 to 1755 code for a protein of 584 amino acids. The record is from RefSeq and is a predicted model, not a curated record. Gene Ontology annotation, cellular component: membrane. Gene Ontology annotation, molecular function: amino acid transmembrane transporter activity. NCBI's taxonomy places the organism in Eukaryota, Fungi, Ascomycota, Eurotiomycetes, Eurotiales, Aspergillaceae.